AUGCUGCAGCUCCGCGAUCCGGAGGAGGGCGGCCCGGAGGACGAGGAGGCGGCGGGGGUGGGGGGGGCGGCGGCGCUGCUGGUGCCGGGGGGUCCCGAGCCGCCUUUCUCCGCCGCCCCCCCGCGGCAGAAGCUGCGCCCGCUGAACGUGAGAACCGCCAGCCGCGCCGGCCGCCUGAAGGAAUACUUCGUGUUCCGGCCCGGCACCAUCGAGCAGGCGGUCAGCGAGAUCCGCGCCGUCGUGAUGCCCACGGAGGACGGCGACGUGGAGAGCGUGUGGCUGCUGACCGAAAUCGACCACUGGAACAACGAGAAGGAGCGCCUCGUGCUCAUCACCGACCGGUCCCUUCUGAUCUGCAAAUACGACUUCGUGGGCCUGCAGUGCCAGCACGUCACCAGGAUUGCACUCAACGCCAUCGACACCAUCUCUGUAGGGGAGUUUGAGUUCCCACCUAAAUCUCUGAACAAGAGAGAAGGAGUUGGUAUCCGCAUCCAGUGGGACAAGAGGAGCCGUGCGUCCUUCAUCAACAGAUGGAACCCAUGGUCCACCAACGUCCCCUACGCCACCUUCACUGAGCACCCGAUGGCAGAUGCUGAUGAGAAGGUUGCAUCCCUCUGCCUGUUGGAAAACUUUAAAACUCAGCUCAUCCAGGCCGUGAAGAAAGCUCACAAGGAAUGGCCACUGCCAGGAAGGGCCAACGGGGUCCUGGUGCUGGAGCGGCCUCUUCUGAUUGAGACUUAUGUGGGAUUGAUGUCCUUCAUCAACAACGAGGCCAAGCUUGGCUACUCCAUGACAAGAGGCAAAAUUGGGUUAAAAUGCACAGCAUUUGGUCUUUUUAAAGGGAAAGCGAUUUUAUGUUAGGCUCCUGGGGAGAACUGCCUGGCAGAAUAUUUGGUAAGCAAAGCAAAGACAUUACAGGAAGGAAAGGGGGUGGGUGCAGAACCAGCAGUUCACAGGAGGCCCUGGUUGUUACAGAGAGGAGAAUGCAGGAUGCAGAGUGAGCUGAAGCAGACACACAGCGGUGUCAUGCCUGUAUUGUGUAGCUAACUAACAGCCCUUACCCAGGGCCAGCAAGCAGUGCUGUUUUCUCUUCCAUUUCUAACUGCACAUUCUUCCCUGUUAAUCUGUGCAAUCAGAAUCUGCUGCAAACAGUGCCCAAGGUCCUGUGCCAUAGGACAGUUGUACCCCAAAUCACGUGCUGUGCUGGGGACUGACCUGUAUUCUUAAAGAGGUUCCAGUGUCUCCCAGUUACAGAGAUCUUAGCUUACUGAUGACUGACACACAGCUUUCAGGACUCAUAACAGGCAUCCUUUAGCAAGAGAGCCAGCAACUCCUGUUACAGCUGUACUGCCACAUGUGCUCAGAAGCAGGGAACGUGGCCUGUUUCUUUGUCAGCAGGCACAUGGCUGAAUAUCUAUCAUUAGCUUUUUGUAAAAGUAGCUCCUUCCUCAACUGAAUCUGACUUGCCAUUUCGUACCACCUUUUGCUGUAACCACAAAGACUGUCUGAGAGAAUUGCCAAAAGCAUUGCAAACAUUUGCCUUCAGAGCUGUUACCUGUAGUAACCCUACUUUGGUCACAUUUAUAUCCAUAGCAAUUUUCUUACAUCCACUCUAGUUUGGCACAGCAGCAGCACGGGGCCUCCUAACAGAGACACACAGAACUUUAAGCACUGUAUGUCAAUCUUGAUUUAUACAUUCUUACAUUUAACCUCAUCCAAGCCUCCAGUACUGAAUUUCAGAAGCAGGGGAGAGAUGCUAUAACCACAAGUGCUCACAGGGUUACUGCAACAAGCUUUGUCAUUGUCUGUGAUCUUCUAUAAACAUGGUUUUAUGGGAAUCUGUCUGCACAGCUGCAAUGCUGAAUAAAUACUGUGCUGCAGCA
Centrocercus urophasianus (Greater sage-grouse) is the source of this 1883-nucleotide messenger RNA. RefSeq names its product tumor protein p63 regulated 1 like (gene TPRG1L). NCBI's taxonomy places the organism in Eukaryota, Metazoa, Chordata, Aves, Galliformes, Phasianidae. Gene Ontology annotation, cellular component: cytoplasm; synaptic vesicle. The record is from RefSeq and is a predicted model, not a curated record.